This is a messenger RNA of Trichoplusia ni (cabbage looper), 859 nucleotides long. Its product is annotated as regulation of enolase protein 1-like. The transcript has 4 exons. NCBI's taxonomy places the organism in Eukaryota, Metazoa, Arthropoda, Insecta, Lepidoptera, Noctuidae. Bases 105 to 707 code for a protein of 200 amino acids. The record is from RefSeq and is a predicted model, not a curated record.
GCUAGAUGCUAGGCACCGGCUGGCAUUUUAACUGUCAAAGCCUUUAAGUUUAAAAAAUAACUGUUUUUGUUUAAAAAAAGAAGACGUUUUGCCGGGUUGACAGUAUGGAGUCCAGUAACUUUGGUCGAUUAAAUUUGAAAGACUUCAAGUGGGUGAAUGAACCCAAAGAAUGGAAAGUCAAUGGAGAUGUUCUGGAAGUUACGACAGAUGAAGAAGGUGACUAUUGGCAGGGGACUUGGUAUAAUUUCUAUCACAAUUCUGGUCAUAUAUAUGGAGUCGAGAUCAGGGAUGAUUUUUCUUUUACGGCAUGUAUCGAAGGUGAAUACAUCAAACUGUACGAUCAAGCUGGCUUGAUGAUAUACCAGGAUGAGAAGCACUGGCUGAAGGCAGGCAUAGAGUACAACGACGACCAGCCGAUGAUCAGCAGUGUCCUUACGAACGAACUCUCGGAUUGGGGGACAGGUGUAUUUACAGGGAACGCAAAGAAAUAUUAUCUACGAGUGACUAGAAAAGGCGACGUGGUUUGCGUUAAGUACUCCACAGAUAACAAAUUGUGGUUGCUACUUAGAUUAUGUCCGAUGAAUUUUAAUGGCAAGCCUUGUUUUAUUGGACUAUUCUGCUGUACUCCAUUACGAAAAGGCCUGAAAGUGAAAUUCAGUGAAAUGUCUCUAUCUGUACCGGCUGAGGACAUAUUGCAUUCAAACUAAUAUUUGAUCGUCAAUUUAAUAUUGGAAACUUGGUUUGUCAAAAACAAAAAUCAUGUUUUAAUUUUAUCAUUUUAUUUCUUCUAUUCACACUGCCAUGUGCGCUGUUAAUAUUUAAGAAUAAAAACGACCAAUAAAACAAUAAUUCUAUAAAA